Molecule: messenger RNA, 1474 nt
Organism: Perca fluviatilis (European perch)
Lineage: Eukaryota; Metazoa; Chordata; Actinopteri; Perciformes; Percidae
Gene: lrrc39
Product: leucine rich repeat containing 39
Exons: 9
Coding region: 166-1203 (345 amino acids)
Molecular function (GO): protein binding
Source: RefSeq, a predicted model, not a curated record
UCGAGGCUAAAAUUACCCAGCAGCCCUCGGGGUCACAUUUCAUGUGAAGAGACGCAGCAUGAAGGACGGCUGCUACGCUGACACGGACGCUGAGCGGGAGGAAGUGUCUGCAGGUCAGAGGUCGUCCUGCCUGUGACAUCACGCGGCUGACAGGAAGUGGUCAUCAUGGUGGGCGUGGUGGCGUGCGGCGCGGUGGCGUCCAUCAAAGCUCUGUGGGAGACGAGGAUCAGGAAGAUCAGCCGGGAGGAAGAGGAGCAGAGGAAGAGGAGGAGGGGGGGCGGGGCCAGUGGCAGGCUGUGUGUUGGUGUUUGGGAGGACCGAGCGGUUCUGGCUCGGCUGAAGCAGAAACUGGAGACAGAAGACGGACGACUGAUCCUCCGGAUCCAGCAGGAGGACUGGAAGUCUCUGCCGGGCUGCCUGGUCCAGUUCAGCCAGGUCCAGGAGUGGCAGAUCCACCGGACCGGCCUGCAGAGCAUCCCUCCCUUCAUUUCUAGCUUCCAGAACCUUCUAGUUCUGGAUCUGUCCCGCAACAGCAUCACAGAGAUCCCCAAACAGAUUGGUAAGUACCCCCCUAACAGAUUGCGCGUGCUGAGCUACAACAGAGUCCAGUUUGUUCCUGAAGAGCUGAGCGGGUGUGAGAGUCUGGAGAGACUGGACCUGGCCAUGAACCGGUCCCUGGACUCGCUGCCGGACCAGCUGAGCAAUCUGAAGAAGCUGCAGCAUCUGGAUCUGUCCAUGAACGAGUUCUGCUGCGUGCCGGACUGCGUGGUCGCCCUGCCGGCCCUCCAGUGGCUCGACAUGGGGGGUAACAGGCUGCAGUACCUGCCGGAAGACAUCCACAGGAUGGAGGAGCUCCACUCUCUGUGGCUGCAGAGGAACCAGCUUGAGAAGCUUCCGGGGAACAUUGUGAGGAUGCAGCGCCUGGACACGCUGGUCCUCAGCAGCAACUGUCUCCGGGACAUCCCCCCUCUGAUGGAGGACAUGUCCAACCUCAGGUUUGUGAAUUUCAGGGACAACCCUCUGACUCUGGAUGUGAUGCUGCCGUGCAGGAAGACGAAGAACCCCGAUGAGGAAGAGGAGGAGGAGGAGGACGAGGAGGAAGAGGACAGAGAGAUGUUUGGACGAGAGUUCAUGCAGAUGUACAUCCAGGAGGCGAGGAAGAGAGCCUACGCUGUUCUCAACGUGCACCGGGCCAACAGCUGAGCCCAACGAUGACUCAGCAAACUAAAAUAAUCUGAAAACAUCCUCAUCAUCUCUUCAUAUAUGUUUUUAUAUAUUUAUAUUUCUGGAGGCUGAAACCUGUUCUAAAUCUGUGUAUGAGUCCAUGUUUGGUAGGUGUGAUCUGUUUAUAUAUUACUGUGUGAAAAUCAGCCAAUCAGAGAAAGCCUGAAGACGUGGAAACACUUUAAUAAAAAACAUGUCAACACACGUUCACUUUAACUCCAAAUAAAAAACCUUCUGUACAAAGUCAGUC